GUGAGGAAACCACGCAGUGUGAUCACUUAUAAAGUCACUGGGGCUGAAAAGAACACUGUGUAUAGCUUACUUCAAAUCUUUUAUUUAUUUAUUUUAUUAUCUUUUAUUUUAUUUUUUAACCAUGGACAUUUUGGAGAAGCAGCUGGUUUGUCCAAUUUGCCUGGAAAUCUUUACUAAACCUGUUGUGAUUUUGCCAUGUCAACACAACCUCUGCCGGAAAUGUGCAAAUGACAUAUUUCAGGCAUCAAAUCCAUACCUUCCCACCAGAGGAGGGUCAGUGACAUCAGGAGGCCGUUUCAGAUGCCCGUCCUGCAGACACGAGGUUGUUCUGGACCGUCAUGGGGUUUAUGGAUUGCAGAGGAAUCUUUUGGUGGAAAACAUCAUUGAUAUGUACAAACAAGAGUCCACCAGCAGCAGACCCGCUCCAGAGAGUACAGAUGACCAGGCCAUGUGUGAGGUGCAUGAAGAUGAGAAGAUCAACAUCUACUGCGUGACCUGCAGCAUCCCCACCUGCUCCAUGUGCAAGGUGUUUGGCUCUCACAAGGACUGUGAAGUGGCACCUCUGAAAAGUGUAUAUCAAGUUCAAAAGACAGAGUUGACAGACAGCUUAGCAAUGAUAAUGGGCAACAACGACAGGAUCCAAGGCAUCAUUAGUCAGUUGGAGGAGACCUGCAGGGCUAUAGAGGAGAAUGCCAGGAGACAAAAGUCACAGCUAUGUGAGAAGUUUGACAAUCUUUACACCAUCAUGGAGGACAGAAAGAGAGAGAUGAGUCUCAAAGUGUCAACCGAGCAGGAGGAGAAGAUGAACUACAUCCGUGGACUCAAGAGGAAGUACGAAGAUCACCUGGAGAACAUGACCAAGCUUGUGGAGUCAGGGAUCCAAACGAUGGAGGAACCAGAGAUGGCUGUUUUCUUACAGACUUCAAAACCUUUGCUACAACAGAUGGGUGAAUCCACAAAUACCUCCCACUUGGAAAAAGUGGAACGUGGAUAUGUGAACAUGGACCAUUACACCGUUAACUUUAAGAAAGAACGUGGAGCUCUAAAUGCUCUGAGGUUUAUCACAGAUGAGGACGAGGAAGAGGAAGAUGGAGAUGUAGCUGACGCAGAGAAGGAUGUCCACAAAGAACAGGCUAAUUUUGGAGGAGCAAAUUCGGGGUUUCUGAUCAGCCAACCUGUUCCUCUUCCUCUGCCUACAAAUCCAGUCAGAAACACCAGCUCAUAGCUCUACGAGUUGAGAAGUUAUCUCAGUUUACAGAGCUGUUUUUAUAAAAUUGACAAAAGAUAAAUUGAUAAUUAGGAGAUUUAAAUUCACGUACAAUUAACCUUUAAUACAGACACACCCAUCAAAGGCAUGACUUGGUGUCUAUAUGUGUAAAUGUUCAAGCACCAAUUCUCUAACGCUCUAUGGAUAGUGAUGAAGUAUGCAGAAGUAACAACCUCUACGGCCGAAUCAUUUAUAGUGUUUGACAUCUUGCUACAGACUAAACAUUAAUAAAAACACAAAAUAACACAAAAUAAAAGAAAAUUCACAGAAUGGGAAAGGACCUGGGAUGAGAAAAGGCAUACAUUACCGCAAGGCCAAUUUUAUUUUGGUGCUCUUGACCAGUGAAUUUUUUGUUUCCUUUGAUUUUUUAAUGAAAAAAAGCUACAAAUAAGUGUUAAUGGUUUGAGAAUGCUCUAGGAAAAAAAAAAUUUUCUUGAUAUUUUUAUUAAAGUCGACAUCAUCAGACUGUUUAUUUGAUGAGUGGCACACGCUCCCCUUAACAUGUGCUUGGUCUCAUUUUAAAUGUCACUGAUGUAGAAGAUAACAUGUUUGGGUAAUUCAUGUUAAUUACUCCAUAAUUAUCUCUCUGUGCACUCUAAGGAUGUGUUAAGCACACUUUUAUUCUCGUCAUGUAACCACACGUAGUUCUAUUCAUUUCUCUACAAGUUGGUGUCUUUAUUUUCCUUAAAAAAAAUCUGUCUCUGAUGUGGGUUAACUUUAAGGAAGUGGUAGAUGAAUGAGCUAAAGUAAUCAUGCUGUUGCAUAAUCUAUCCAUUAUGAAAUAGGUGAAAUGAGGGAACGGGGUUUCUGUCGUUUUUAACGCUGAUUGUAAUGAGGUCCAGAGAUCUCUUAGAAAAACCCUGCCUGCAUGGUCUGAUGUUUGUUAGCACUACUCACCAUUGUCGAUCCUGGUAUGAACACAAUGUUUAAGUGAUGUGAUGUGCUUUAUCCUGGUUUGUUUAACUGGAUUGGAAAGAACUCAUGCAAAAUACAAUCCAGUGCUUGUCUUGAGAAAAAGUCUUCAUUUGCUGCACACAGCGAAAUAAAUCACACCGGAUUAUUUGAUUGUAUUCAGGAAGCACAGCAAGAACAUAUAGUAAUUACAACAACCUUUAUUCAGUAGUCAUGAAGAAUUCAGCAAAUUGAAGGAAUUUUGGUUCUAUUCUCCACUGCGAUAGCUCUGUCAGGAACAGAAUGUCCUGAAAUGACAGAUUAUAAUGUGAAUCGUUGUUACAGAGAUCCAGAUGUGAUUUAUCAGGAAUGAAAUUCACUGCAUUGUGUAGGACAAUUCUAUUUUUCCCUCAAAGAAAGAAAGAUUUUCUUUCUCCUGUAUGCUCAGAGGAUUUACCUGUAAUUUGGAUGUGAGGUCUUAAAAUGCAUGCAGUUAAGGUAUGAUUAUCUUUAAUAUAAGUGUCAAAUAAGUAGCCUAUUUAUAUGCAAGCAUUUCUAUUUAUUGGUCAAUUUAUUGAUGGCUUACUUUCAGAUGAAAGGAUAAAAGCAUAAAAUGAUGUGGGUUGUGUAUCUGCUUAUCUGUCUGAUGUGUCAAGUUUGUGUUCACACACUCAGGACUGAGUCACGUUGUUUUGCUCUUUCCAUCGAUGUAAUAUCUUGGCCAUGAAAAUAUUUAAUAAUAUUUCAGUAUUAUGAAGAUACAAGAGUGUAUGAAGCCCUAGGAAGAAUGAGCUGGGGUAUUUUUUUUUUUUUGCAAUUGUAUUAACAUUUAUUAGCAACUAUGGUCAUACAUCAAAAAUCUAGACAAGAAGUGAAAAAAUGUCUUUUAAUGUUUUAUUGAAAAAUAUAAAAAUAAGAACAUUCUCUUGCACAACAGAAAAUUACUGUUUGCUCAUUAGUUUAUUAACAAACUUACAGUGUAUUUUAUAAGGUACAAUGAAACUGGAUAUCUGCCCAGAUAAAAUCAAUUUCUC
Molecule: messenger RNA, 3192 nt
Organism: Tachysurus vachellii
Lineage: Eukaryota; Metazoa; Chordata; Actinopteri; Siluriformes; Bagridae
Gene: trim55b
Product: tripartite motif containing 55b
Exons: 8
Coding region: 122-1225 (367 amino acids)
Molecular function (GO): zinc ion binding
Source: RefSeq, a predicted model, not a curated record